Messenger RNA from Hirsutella rhossiliensis, 657 nucleotides. RefSeq lists its product as uncharacterized. The record is from RefSeq and is a predicted model, not a curated record. The coding region runs from base 1 to 657 and encodes 218 amino acids. The transcript has a single exon. Lineage: Eukaryota; Fungi; Ascomycota; Sordariomycetes; Hypocreales; Ophiocordycipitaceae.
AUGAAGGCAGAGAAUACGGUACGGCCUUUCGCCGACGAAACAGCGUCCCUACCGAGCCAGACCUCCCCCUGGCGUCACAGCAGCGAGCCGCCACCGCCGCCGUCUGUCGUGCCCGAAAUACAGCCUGCGCAGUCACGGCGAUGCGUUCUUGAUGAUACGUUCUGGAAGGAGACGAUGCCGCAGCUCGUCCGCGACAGCGACGCCGUGCGUAGUGCCAACCUGGCCGUUCACACGCUUAUGCUGGCCAGAGGCCUGGUUCCCACGCGACGGCCAGGGGCGGCGACGGCGGCCGACGACUACGGCCGAGCGCUUGACUGCUAUGGACGGGCUCUCCGGGCCACCCGCCAGGCUACCAGCGCGAGCCACGCCGACCUGCGCGAGGCUGUCCUAUGCUCCCUCUUCUUCGCCAUCUUCGAGACGGUCAACGGCGACCAGGCGGCGGCGGCGGCACAUCUGCAGAGUGGACAGAGGAUACUGGACGCGGUGGCGCCGGCACAGCGUCGCGAUCCCUCGGGUCCCCAAAGCUUGCGAAGCCAGCUGCGACAUGUCGUCCGCUUUCUCGCGCUCCAGGCUCGAGGGGCCUACUCGUGCCUUUCUGCUUCCCUAGGGAUGGUGGUGGACGGCAGUGGUGCCGAGCCAGAUUUGCACUACGUGUGA